This is a messenger RNA of Sodiomyces alkalinus F11, 1314 nucleotides long. RefSeq lists its product as hypothetical. The record is from RefSeq and is a predicted model, not a curated record. Lineage: Eukaryota; Fungi; Ascomycota; Sordariomycetes; Glomerellales; Plectosphaerellaceae. The coding region runs from base 1 to 1314 and encodes 437 amino acids. The transcript has a single exon.
AUGGGAGGGUUUGCAUUCACUUCAGGAGAUGCUCCGCUUCACACCCCGCGGAUGCCUCCCUGCGUCUAUCAAGCCGUCAAGGAACAAUGCCAACAAUCUCUCCUCGAUCUAUACGAAAACGUCGCGAGUCCCAUUGAAGGUCCAGGCAAGUCCGACCAUGGGGAUGUCGACCUCUUCGUGUGGAAAGAAAAGGCUCCGGUCGAGAGCAAGGGACAAGGCGACGAAGCGGCCGAAUUCGAACCCACUUCGCCAUCUCUCGUCAACCCCAACCCCACCCCCGAACACGCCAUUCAGGCCGCCUUAGGAGCAGAGUUUUCCAUCAUUACGAAUGGUGGCUCCCAUUUUGCCGUUCCCUGGCCAGCUGACUUGGACCAUGCCCAUGUCCCCCACCCGCCCGACCAGCCCAAAAGCUAUGCCCAGGUCGACGUUACCAUCCUCCACUCCGAGGAGCAGUUCCAGUGGUCUCUCUUCAGGCACGCCCACGGCGACAUUUGGAGCAUCCUCGGUUCUGUCAUCCGACCCUACGGCCUGACCGUUGGCGAGCACGCCAUGUGCCUCCGCAUCCCCGAGAUUGAAAAGUCGAACCGCAACAAGGCCAAAGUGCUGUUGACCCAAGACCCCGCCGAGGUCCUGGACUUCCUUGGCCUGCCUGCCGACCAGUACUGGGCCGGCCCCUUUGCCUCUCUCGACGCCAUGUACGAAUACGUGGCCCGGUGCCGCAUGUUUUGGGUUCCCCCUGCGACGCAAGACCAGCCCGGUGAACAGGAAGAAACCCCGGACGGGGCGGGGGUGAAGGCGGAGGGAGACAAGCAGAAACUCAAGUCGAACGACCGACGGCGCAUGAACAGUCGUCCCGCCUUUCGCGUCUGGGUGGAAGACUUUCUGCCACGGUGCCGACUCGAGAGUAGGUACUCGGAGGAGCGCACCUCUAGGGACAGAGUCCGACAGGAGGCCUUCGAUCGCUUCGGCGUAGGGGCCGAAUACCAGCGGCGCCUCGGGGAACAUGCGAGAGAAACGCAGGUCACCCACAUCUGGAAUCAUCUCAUCAAGGACGCCUUCCCUGCCUCUGCCACCUAUUCGCCCAAUGUGCCGCAGUACCGCGGAUGUCUCAUCAAGGCGCUCAAGAAGAUCAUCCUGGAGGGGGAUGAGACCUUUGGCGUUCUGCCCGACCCGGAGUUCCCCUUGAAAGAUGACGGUGGAUUCUACAUACUGGGGAAUGUGCAAGAGUUCAUCAACAAGCAUCAUCAAUAUGUGGGAUCUCUGGCCCUGGAUCGACAUUGCAAGAUGCUCAGAGAGCAAAGAGCGGAGGCAUAA